Messenger RNA from Salvia miltiorrhiza (redroot sage), 1499 nucleotides. RefSeq lists its product as uncharacterized. Gene Ontology annotation, cellular component: EMC complex. Gene Ontology annotation, molecular function: protein binding. Gene Ontology annotation, biological process: protein folding in endoplasmic reticulum. The record is from RefSeq and is a predicted model, not a curated record. NCBI's taxonomy places the organism in Eukaryota, Viridiplantae, Streptophyta, Magnoliopsida, Lamiales, Lamiaceae. The transcript is spliced from 9 exons. The coding region runs from base 354 to 1262 and encodes 302 amino acids.
ACAGAGUUGAAAAUUAUUAUGGGCUCUCCAAUUUGUAGGGUUGUAUAUAAUAGAUUCCCAGUUUGAAGAUGCAAUGGACUAGUGAAAAGUGUAAAAUAUUGUAUUUAUGUAUUACUACUAAUUACUAAUUAUUUUAAAAAUAUGCAUUAGGUAAAGAUUGACGAAAUAGAUUUUGAGGAUAUAGGAGAUAAAAUUGAUAGACCGGUGAAGGAAUUCUAGUUAUAUUCAAUCAACCAAAGAUUUAAUAGCAAAAGCAAAGAUUAGAUUUAGUUUUCUUGUUUCGCCGGCCGCUGCUCCUUGCUUUGCUCGUCGCAACACACACACACACAUAGCGAAGCUCUAAGAGUGUGAAGAUGGUGAGCAAAACAGAGGAAGAGCAGCUGAUUAGAUUGGAGAACCAAGUGGAGAACGGCGGUGGCGGCGCGUGGGAGUACCUCUGCCUCGUCAGGAAGCUCAAGCUCCGUCGCUCCGACAAAGUCUUCAAGUACGGCUCCACCAUCCUCAGCGACCCUAAGAAGCGAUCUGCACUUGGCCCAGAAGAGUGGACUUUAUAUGAGCAAGUUGCUAUUGCUGCAAUGGACUGCCAGCGUCUUGAUGUGGCUAAGGAGUACAUCAAGGUCUUGCAGGGAAAGUUUCGAGAGAGUAAACGAGUUGGAAGGCUGGAAGCAAUGUUGCUUGAAGCCAAAGGUCUAUGGGCAGAAGCUGAAAAGGCCUACUCCAGCCUUUUAGAAGAUAAUCAGUUUGAUCAGGUGAUACACAAAAGAAGGGUGGCAAUGGCUAAGGCACAAGGAAAUCUUUCAGGAGCAAUUGAGUGGCUGAACAAGUAUCUUGAUAUAUUCAUGGCAGAUCAUGAUGCAUGGAGAGAACUAGCAGAAAUUUACGUUUCUCUACAAAUGUAUAAGCAAGCUGCAUUCUGUUAUGAGGAGCUGCUCUUAUCUCACCCAACUAUUCCACUAUACCACCUCUCCUAUGCUGAUGUGCUCUACACACUUGGAGGAGUUGAAAAUCUUCAUGCGGCAAAGAAAUAUUAUGCAGCAACUAUAGAUUUGACUGGUGGCAAGAAUACCCGGGCUCUUUUUGGCAUAUGCCUGUGUGCUUCAGCUAUUGCACAGCUGACGAGGGGUCGUAACAAAGAUGAUAAAGACAACUCAGAACUACAGUCUCUCUCCGCAGCAGCGUUGGAGAAAGCCUAUACGCAGCAGUCCCCUACCAAAGUUUCAGUCCUAAGCUCUGCGCUGAAAAGCUUGAAAGUCUCAUCAUGAUCAACAACUCACUGAUGGUUGGUUGAUGAAAACCUUAUUGUUUGGCCUGCUGCUUACACUUCAGCAACGCAAUUUUACAUUGGAGCAAAUUUUAUUGAAUAUGAUUGUUUAAUAUACUAGAUGAUUAUAUCUGAUUCUGUGUAUUUUUAAGCUGAGAUCAAGUCUUGUUAGCUCACUGAACCCUCAAUAAGUUAACAUAUUUUAGUAUUUAAGCAAAGAUAAACUUUUUUCUUGCAA